AUGUCACGAAAAUUCUUUGUUGGAGGAAACUGGAAGAUGAACGGCACGAAGAAAGUCGCUGAUGAACUACUCAGCAAUUUAGUAAAGGGGCCUUUGGACCCUAAUGUUGAGGUUUUGAUUGGAGUACCAGCCAUAUACUUGGAUUUUGUCAAAGAAAAAGCGCCAUGUAACAUAUAUGUUGCAGCACAGAAUUGUUAUAAGACUGAAAAGGGCGCGUUUACUGGAGAGAUAAGCCCCAGUAUGUUGAAAGAUAUUGGUAUUGACUGGGUGAUUUUAGGUCACUCUGAACGUCGGCAGAUAUUUCAAGAAACUGAUACUCUCAUUGCUGAAAAAGUAAAUCAUGCUCUUGAGUCUGGAUUAUCUGUUGUCGCAUGUAUUGGUGAAACUCUUGAAGAACGUGAAGCUGGACAAACUGAAGCGGUUGUAGCUAAGCAAAUUAAAGCUAUAAAAGAGAAAAUAUGCAAUUGGCAAAAUGUAGUUAUUGCUUACGAACCAGUCUGGGCCAUUGGUACUGGUAAGACUGCUAGCCCUCAACAAGCCCAAGAUGUCCAUAAAAUUUUGAGAAAAUGGCUAUGUGAUGAAGUAAGUGAAACUGUUGCCAAGACUACACGCAUCAUUUAUGGUGGAUCUGUGACAUCAUCUAAUUGCCGAGAAUUAGCUAAAGAAUGCGACAUUGAUGGAUUUUUGGUUGGAGGUGCAUCCUUAAAACCAGAAUUUGUUGAAAUAAUCAACGCUAAUCAGUAA
Macrosiphum euphorbiae (potato aphid) is the source of this 744-nucleotide messenger RNA. NCBI's taxonomy places the organism in Eukaryota, Metazoa, Arthropoda, Insecta, Hemiptera, Aphididae. The record is from the annotation of a GenBank genome assembly.